CCUGGCUCGGGACGGCGCCAUGACACCCAGCCGCCAUGACACCCCGCCGCCCUCCGCGCGCACGUUCUCGGCGAGCCUCGCGAGAGCUACGGCGAGAGGCGAGGGACAAACGGCCUCGGUGUGUUGCCGCGCAACGGCAAACGGAGCGUUGGGCGCAGCACGGGCAUGGCCAAGCUGGUGCUGGCGGCAGUGGCUUCAGGAUGUUUGUAAAAUGAAUGGAUGGGAGCACAAAUGGUCUCCAAUCAUUUGGAGAGAACUGCUGGACCGUGGAGGCAAGGGUCUGCUUCUGGGAGGACUUAAUGAAUUUCUGGAACAUGCUCAGCGCUAUUAUGGCAUCACCUCAACGAUACCGACUGAGGAAAUUUUGGACAUCGCCAAGGAGAACCUACAAACAUAUGUGGAGUCUGAAAAAGAGCAAGAAGAGUUGAGAAGUCUUAUCAACCCUUUGCAGAUCUGGAUCACCAGUGCAUCAGCUCCAAUCUGCUGUCAGCUUAUCCCUCUGCUGGCAAGUGGUGAUGUGUUUGGAAUGACCACAGAAAUCAGUAUCCAUUUGCUUGAUACUGUCCAGUUUAAGGAGUGUCUUUCUGAUAUUGUAAUGGAGGUUGAAGACAUGGCAUUCCCACUCCUCCGUGGUAUUUCAGGGCACACUGAGUUGGAUAAAGCUUUUAUUCAAGCUGAUGUUAUCAUUGUUCUUGAUGAUAUCCUUCCAAAAAGAGACACCCAAACCCUUGAGAACUGCAUUAUAACAGUGUGUGAGAUCUGUAAAGUGUAUGCUCCCCUGAUCGAGAAUAAUGCCAAGAGUGGAGUCAGAAUAAUUUCAACGGGAAAAACAUUUGUAAACCUUAAGGCGAUGAUGAUUAUCACAUAUGGCCCAUCCAUUAAGCCUGAAAAUGUCAUUGCUGUUGCAACAUCCUGGGAAAGUGCAGCUAAAGCCAUGGUGGCCAGGAAGCAGAAUAUGAACCCAGCAGGCAAGUAUUUGUGUGUUCUGAGAGCAUUUGGGGUAUUCAGUGGCUAGGCAUCUUUGAGAGCA
Molecule: messenger RNA, 1030 nt
Organism: Coturnix japonica (Japanese quail)
Lineage: Eukaryota; Metazoa; Chordata; Aves; Galliformes; Phasianidae
Source: RefSeq, a predicted model, not a curated record